Molecule: messenger RNA, 1434 nt
Organism: Plasmopara halstedii
Lineage: Eukaryota; Oomycota; Peronosporomycetes; Peronosporales; Peronosporaceae
Exons: 1
Coding region: 1-1434 (477 amino acids)
Source: RefSeq, a predicted model, not a curated record
AUGUCCCGGCAGCGCACUGAGCGAUCUAUUGCGGCUACGCGGCAUUCACAAGAUAGUGAUCAUCUUGAUGACUCACAAUUCGAAUCUACGAUUGACACUGAUACGCACGAGAAAUCGACGUUAUGCUGUGUCAGGUGUUUUCAGUUGAUUUCGGAAACGCCACUUGAAGACAGGACCGACUUAUCUGAGCCCACGUUGCUGUGCACAUCUUGCUUUCAGCAUUUGUCGGGCAAAACUCACAAUUUCACUGCCGUUCACAGUAGUGGAAGUCGAGCGCUAUCACCGCUACCAAAGUUGAGUCUCCUUGUAAAAGCUGAAGCAAAGUGUCAAGAUCAACUACAGCUUUUACAAAGUCAACAACAAGUCUUGCAGCAGCAGAGACAGAGUCUUUUGGCGACAAAACAAGCCAAGGAAGAGGCACUUGCUGUUGAGCGAAAGCUUGCUCGACGGCGGCGGAAACACUUUUUGAUCAUCCAAGAGUGCCGCAAGCGAGAAGAGGAGCUUAAGCUUCAGCAAUAUUUGGAUGGAGGGAAAACGAGUUGCUCGAAACAGGAUGGGGCUUACGUUAAGAAAAAGCUGAAGCCACGAAGGCGAAAGUCUGAACCUACCGCUGAAUUGAGUGUCCAAAUCUCGAAAACAGUGAGUAAGCACGAUGAAACAGUACAUAGUAUUGCAAGCAAAGACAGAUCUAGCUCUCAUCCAACAAACUCAUUAGAACGACGAAAACAGGUAUUGGCUUGUUACGCGCAGGAUCUUUCACCACUUGUCGAAGGUCAUAAGCCUAGACGUCUUUUACUUUCCAAUCCUGUUACUGCUGCUGGCUCGAGUGUCAAUACGACAAAGUCAAGAAAAGUGAACUUGAAUUCUGAACAACUUGCAGUUACGGCAAUCACUACACAAACGAAGAAUAAGCUUAAAUGUCAGACCAUUGAACGAAAAUUGUCCAAGCUUCGAUCACUGAAGAUAGGAAAACAAAUAGGCAAGUUUAACCCUCAGCAUUACAAGAAAAACAACCAGUUUGAUGAAGUUAAUCGGCGAGAGAUGAGUAAAGCACUUUGCAAGGUCAAGAUUGCGUCACCGCAAACCUCGUAUCAUUUUGUUGACCGGUCGACUUCGUUGACAGCUGAAAUCAAACCUGUGUCAUGGGCGAGCGGGCUCUUACCACAACUCGAUUUAAAAAGCGAGGAGAAAUGCGUAGACUUUUCAAGACCUUUGCAAGCAGUAGCAGUACAACAUGACAACAAUCAACAAAUCACCAUCGCCCCCUCGAACCGUCAGCUAUCUGAUGCUUUUCUCCCUGCAACCAAGCGAGAGUCUCUGGCUUAUACAACUUUAAAUUUUCCGCGUUGGGAAUAUUCGACUGAGCGGCUUUCAAGUCUGUUAAAAAAGUACAAUGUCCCAGUGCCGACUGCAACAACUACGGCUGACACGUGA